Messenger RNA from Xenopus laevis (African clawed frog), 1700 nucleotides. It is a transcript of the gene tubal3.L, whose product is annotated as tubulin alpha like 3, gene 1 L homeolog. Gene Ontology annotation, biological process: microtubule-based process. NCBI's taxonomy places the organism in Eukaryota, Metazoa, Chordata, Amphibia, Anura, Pipidae. Gene Ontology annotation, molecular function: structural constituent of cytoskeleton; GTP binding. Gene Ontology annotation, cellular component: microtubule; cytoskeleton. The record is from RefSeq and is marked provisional.
GUUAAGCAGUGGUUUGAAAGAGGGGUAGGCGGCUGGAAGGGUUUCUUAAAACAAUUUGUCCAAGUCCUAGUGUAAUCAUGAGAGAAUGCAUAUCUGUCCACGUUGGCCAGGCAGGAGUUCAGAUAGGCAAUUCCUGCUGGGAACUUUAUUGCCUGGAGCAUGGACUUCAGCCAGAUGGCACAAUGCCUAGUGAAAAGUCUGCUACAAUGGUGGAUUCUUCCUUUGGGACUUUCUUCAGUGAAACUGGGUCUGGCAAACAUGUACCCAGAGCUGUUUUUGUUGACUUGGAGCAAACUGUUAUUGGUGAGAUCAGAAAUGGACCCUAUCGAUCAUUAUUCCAUCCAGAACAACUCAUUACAGGGAAGGAAGAUGCAGCCAACAACUAUGCACGGGGUCACUAUACUAUUGGAAAGGAAUUGAUAGAUUCUGUGCUUGACCGCGUACGAAAAAUGGCUGAUCAGUGUUCUGGCCUCCAAGGAUUUCUUGUCUUUCAUAGUUUUGGAGGAGGAACAGGCUCUGGUUUUACUUCUUUAUUGAUGGAACGUCUUUCUGUUGAUUAUGGAAAGAAAUCAAAGCUUGAAUUCUCUGUUUAUCCUGCCCCUAGAAUAUCCACUGCAGUGGUAGAACCGUACAAUUCCAUCCUGACAACGCACACAACUCUGGAACAUUCAGACUGUGCCUUCAUGGUGGACAAUGAAGCUAUUUAUGACAUUUGCAACCGCAAUUUGGAUAUUGAACGUCCUUCUUAUACUAAUUUAAACAGAUUAAUAGCUCAAAUAGUUUCUUCCAUCACGGCCUCCUUGAGGUUUGAUGGAGCACUAAAUGUUGAUCUAACAGAGUUCCAAACAAACUUGGUGCCUUAUCCUCGAAUCCACUUCCCAUUGGUGACCUAUUCACCCAUUAUUUCAGCAGAGAAAGCUUAUCAUGAGCAGCUAUCUGUGCCAGAAAUAACCAAUGCUUGUUUUGAAUAUUCCAACCAGAUGGUGAAAUGUGACCCUCGUCGUGGUAAAUAUAUGGCUUGCUGUCUCCUGUACAGAGGUGAUGUGGUGCCCAAAGAUGUCAAUGCAGCCAUUGCUGCAAUAAAAACCAGGAGGAGCAUUCAGUUUGUUGACUGGUGUCCAACUGGCUUUAAGGUGGGAAUUAACUACCAGCCUCCGACAGCUGUGCCAGGAGGAGACGUGGCAAAAGUCCUACGUGCUGUUUGUAUGUUAAGUAACACCACAGCUAUUGCAGAGGCUUGGGCCAGGUUGGACCAUAAGUUUGACCUGAUGUAUUCAAAGAGGGCCUUUGUGCACUGGUAUGUUGGGGAAGGUAUGGAAGAAGGGGAGUUCUCUGAGGCUAGAGAGGAUAUGGCUGCCCUAGAAAAGGACUAUGAAGAGGUGGGUACAGAGUCGGGUGAUGGUGGUGAAGAUGAGGAGGAUGAAUACUGAGUAAUGCAUUACUUUUAGUAAUGCUUUGAUGCUAUGUUUAAAUACAGGGCCUUUCAUGGUUAAUGUUUGCUUUAAGAUACUAUACCAGACAUGCUCCUGGAUUGGCCUGUCAUUUAAUGUAUUUGUCAAUAUUCACUUGUAUAAAAAGCACUGUAAUGGGUUUUUGUUUUCAUUGUUUAACGUAAAGCCCAAACAGGAGGUUAUAAUGCAUAAAUGGUAAGAAAUGGCAUCUGUGCUGUUUUUUUCAAUAAAAAAAAUAUCAAUACAUGG